Arvicola amphibius (Eurasian water vole) is the source of this 1352-nucleotide messenger RNA. RefSeq names its product progressive ankylosis protein-like. The record is from RefSeq and is a predicted model, not a curated record. NCBI's taxonomy places the organism in Eukaryota, Metazoa, Chordata, Mammalia, Rodentia, Cricetidae. Gene Ontology annotation, molecular function: phosphate transmembrane transporter activity. Gene Ontology annotation, cellular component: membrane. Gene Ontology annotation, biological process: phosphate ion transmembrane transport.
AUGGUGAAAUUCCCGGCGCUCACGCACUACUGGCCCCUGAUCCGGUUCCUGGUGCCCCUCGGCAUCACCAACAUAGCCAUCGACUUCGGGGAGCAGGCCUUGAACCGGGGCAUUGCUGCAGUCAAGGAAGAUGCUGUGGAGAUGCUGGCCAGCUAUGGGCUGGCGUACUCUCUGAUGAAGUUCUUCACGGGGCCCAUGAGUGACUUCAAAAAUGUGGGCCUGGUGUUUGUGAACAGCAAGAGAGAUAGGACCAAAGCCGUGCUGUGCAUGGUGGUGGCCGGUGCCAUCGCUGCUGUCUUCCACACCCUGAUAGCCUACAGUGAUUUAGGGUACUACAUCAUCAACAAGCUACAUCAUGUGGACGAGUCUGUGGGGAGCAAAACACGAAGAGCCUUCCUAUAUCUCGCUGCCUUCCCUUUUAUGGACGCUAUGGCCUGGACCCAUGCUGGCAUUCUCUUAAAACACAAAUACAGUUUCCUGGUGGGCUGCGCCUCCAUCUCAGAUGUCAUAGCUCAGGGCGAUGCAACCAUAAGGAAGAUGCUGAGCUUUUGGUGGCCUCUGGCUCUGAUCCUGGCCACACAGCGAAUCAGUCGGCCCAUUGUCAACCUCUUUGUGUCCAGGGACCUCGGCGGCAGCUCUGCUGCUACAGAGGCAGUGGCAAUUCUGACAGCUACCUACCCCGUGGGUCACAUGCCAUAUGGCUGGUUGACAGGAAUCCGUGCUGUCUAUCCUGCUUUUGACAAGAAUAACCCCAGCAAUAAACUGGCGAACACAAGCAGCACGGUCACCUCGGCCCACAUCAAAAAGUUCACCUUCGUCUGCAUGGCCCUGUCGCUGACGCUCUGUUUCAUAAUGUUCUGGACCCCCAACGUCUCCGAGAAGAUUCUGAUAGACAUCAUUGGGGUAGACUUCGCCUUUGCAGAGCUCUGCGUCAUUCCUCUGCGCAUCUUCUCCUUCUUCCCAGUGCCAGUGACCGUGAGGGCCCAUCUCACUGGAUGGCUGAUGACACCGAAGAAAACCUUUGUCCUGGCGCCUAGCUCCGUGCUGCGAAUCAUUGUCCUCAUCACCAGCCUCGUGGUCCUGCCUUACCUGGGGGUACAUGGAGCCACACUAGGUGUGGGCUCCCUUCUAGCAGGGUUUGUGGGAGAAUCUACCAUGGUUGCCAUUGCAGCGUGCUACGUCUACCGGAAACAGAAGAUGGAGAACCAGUCAGCCACCGAGGGGGAGGACUCAGCAAUGACCGACAUGCCUCCGACAGAGGAGGUGACAGACAUCGUUGAAAUGAGGGAGGAAAAUGAAUGAGCACAGGCCCAGGGGCACUGCAGGGACAGUCAAGACAACAUCAUCUCAUU